Molecule: messenger RNA, 4989 nt
Organism: Melanotaenia boesemani (Boeseman's rainbowfish)
Lineage: Eukaryota; Metazoa; Chordata; Actinopteri; Atheriniformes; Melanotaeniidae
Gene: pan3
Product: poly(A) specific ribonuclease subunit PAN3
Exons: 18
Coding region: 339-2717 (792 amino acids)
Biological process (GO): mRNA processing; nuclear-transcribed mRNA poly(A) tail shortening
Cellular component (GO): P-body; PAN complex
Molecular function (GO): metal ion binding; poly(A) binding
Source: RefSeq, a predicted model, not a curated record
CAGAAUGCAAAGCUAUGCUAGCUGGUCUCUAGCAGAGCAGCCUGGCUGCGAGCAGAAAACAACAACAGGCUACUUUGCAGGGAAGGCAGCUGCAUGGCUAGCGACGACAACAACAACGAUCAGGAUUUCUUCUAUACAGUCAUAUUUGCUUAAACCAAAAAUGUAUCUCUGCAUUAUAAUGUGAAUACUAUGGGGUGUUACAGGUUGUCCAUAAGCUGAAGUGAUAUUUAUUCAUUGCUGUACGGAGAAGUGUUUGCAAGCUAUCGAGCUAGCACGCUUGCUGUCUGCGUCUCUAUGUUUGAGUGUCUUCCGGCAGCAGCGGCGGCAGCAGCGGUGCCAUGAACAGUGGACUCCCACCUUCAGCUGCUCCGCUCGGGGGUGCCGGGAUAUCUAAUGUCAAGGUGAAAUUUUGCCGAUAUUACGCUAAGGACAAAACCUGCUUUUAUGGAGAUGAAUGUCAGUUCCUGCACGAGGAUCCGUCCAUGCCAAGCCUGCCGCUGCACGGCGGUAGUAGCCCCGUCCCUUUGCCCAUGGCCGGGGGUGGCGGGACUCCAGCGGGAUAUUCUCUUGGGGGCACGGCGACGGCCUGCCCGGGCGGUGGAGGAACCGGUGUGCCCAAGAAAAGUGAAACAUUGGGGCCUGCAGGCACAUCUCUGGAAGGGCAACUGCUGACCAUCCCAGGGAUGGAGGGUGCAAGCCUGAGUGAUGCCAAUCUUACCAACUCUUACUUCAGCAGCAGCUUUAUUGGGGUCAAUGGGUUUGGAAGCCCAGCAGAGUCAAAAUAUUCAAUGAUGCAGCGUAUGACUACCAGCAGCAGUUCUCCCAGUCUCCUCAAUGAUGGUGCCAAGAAUUUCAGCCACAGCACUCACGAUCCAGUGAACUCCCCGACAUCCUCACUGUUCAGUGAUUUUGGUGCUCUUAGCAUUUCUCAAAGGAGAAAGGCUCCUAACCCAGCAGCAACUGAGUUUAUCCCCAAGGGAGCUCCACGCAUGGCCACUUUGGCACAGUCUGCUGUUCAGGCCUUUCCCUCACCUCUCUUCACGCAUCCUGGUCUCAGCAGCUCCACGGCUGCUGCUCUAGCGCCAGGCAUGUCUUUGUCUGCUGGAUCGUCUCCUCUCCACUCCCCAAAAAUUACACCUCACACCUCACCUGCUCCUCGUCGGCGAAGUCACACCCCGAACCCCGCCAACUACAUGGUGCCCACCACUGCGUCUGACCAGGGUUCACACAUUAUCCAGAAAGAGACUGUAGGGGGAACUACCUACUUCUACACAGACAACACUCCAGCACCAAUGGCUGGGAUGGUGUUUCCUACCUACCAUAUAUAUCCCUCCACAGCACCCCAUGUGGCUUAUAUGCAGCCAAAAGCCAAUGCCCCGUCCUUUUUCAUGACUGAUGAGCUCCGACAGGAGUUGAUUAACAGACAUCUUAUAACCAUGGCCCAAAUUGAUCACUCAGAGAACCCAGAUGUACCAUCUGAAGUGGACAGCUACCAUAGCCUGUUCCCCCUUGAGCCCCUACCCCCACCAAACCGAAUGCAGAAGACCAGCAACUUCAGCUACAUCACCUCCUGUUACAAGGCUGUCAACAGCAAGGAUGACCUGCCUUACUGCCUGAGGAGGAUACAUGGUUUCCGCCUUGUUAACACCAAGUGCAUGAUGUUGGUGGACAUGUGGAAGAAGAUUCAGCACUCAAAUGCUGUAACAUUGAGAGAGGUCUUCACCACUAAGGCCUUUGGAGACCAUUCGCUAGUUUUCUCAUAUGACUUCCACGCAGGUGCAGAGACGAUGUUCAGCAGACAUUUCAAUGAUCCAGCAGCAGACUCAUACUUCACCAAGAGGAAGUGGGGGCAACAUGAACCUCCACCACCACGACAGCAUGCAGGUCUGCUGCCUGAGUCUCUGAUCUGGGCCUACAUUGUCCAGCUCAGCUCAGCCUUGCGGACCAUCCACACUGCUGGCCUGGCCUGUCGGGUGAUGGACCCCAGCAAGAUUCUUAUCACUGGCAAGACCAGGUUACGGGUGAAUUGUGUAGGGGUGUUUGAUGUCUUAACGUUUGACAACAGUCAAACCAACCAUCUUGCCCUGAUGCCACAGUACCAGCAAGCAGAUCUCGUGUCGCUGGGCAAGGUGGUGCUGGCUUUGGCCUGUAAUUCCCUGGCUGGCAUUCAAAGGGAGAACUUGCAGAAGGCCAUGGAGCUGGUGUCUAUUAACUACUCUUCAGACCUCAAGAACCUCAUUCUAUACCUGCUGACUGAACAGUCUCGCCUGCGCAGCGUCAAUGACAUCAUGCCGAUGAUUGGAGCCCGGUUCUACACACAACUGGAUGCAUCGCAGAUGCGGAAUGAUGUCAUAGAGGAAGACUUGGCCAAGGAGGUGCAAAAUGGUCGUCUCUUCCGCCUCCUCGCCAAACUGGGCACCAUUAACGAGCGGCCAGAGUUUCAGAAGGACCCAACAUGGUCAGAGACGGGUGACCGCUACCUGUUGAAGCUUUUCCGGGAUCACCUGUUUCACCAGGUGACAGAAGCAGGGACACCCUGGAUUGACCUCAGCCACAUUGUCUCCUGCCUCAACAAGCUGGACGCGGGGGUUCCUGAGAAGAUCAGCCUGGUGUCUCGGGAUGAGAAAAGUGUCCUGGUUGUGACAUAUUCGGACCUGAAGCGCUGCUUCGACAGUACCUUCCAGGAGCUGCAGGCUGCUGCUGCUGGCUCUCUGUAGCGCCCUCUUCAGGCCCGGGGUGGGACUCCCUCGCCCCCGUCAGACCUGGAGCACACUAUUGCACUACAACGGAGGACCAGGCUCACAGACGACAUCAGCAUGGCGAAGGCAGCGGGGCAGGGCUUCGUGAACCUCAGUCACAUACACUGAUCCCUGUCCACCAAGAAGGCUUUUCUAAAGUGAAUUUUUUUAGUUUUCGUAAACCCUGCAGCUGAAAAUUGAACACAAAAGAAAAAGAACAGAUAAUGGAAGCUGUGACGUACGACAUUUUUUUAGAUUUGGGGAACAAAGCAAGAAACAAAACGUGAACUUUUUUCCUGCUUUUAUUGUUUAUUUCUACAGUUGGGGUUUAUUUUUCUGAGGAGGAUGCACUAAGAUUUUAAUUUUUUUUUUGUUAAUUUUAUGAAUAUGUGAGUGGCCUACAGGGUGCACAGAGAGCUCAAGUCACACACAUGGACAUAAAUACAAGCGCUGACUCCCGAUUUAAAGAAACAAGAAAAAAAAAGAAAAGGAAAUCCAGCUUUUUGUUGACUGCAUCUCUCUGCCGGUUGGAGACCACACCCCUUCAUUCUAACGCACUAGGAGACGGGACACACCACUCAAGGCUUUCAAUGUGUCGGGAUGGCAUCUGUUUCAUGAAAAAAAGGCCAACCCACCUUUGCCUUGAUUGUUGGCUCCCCUUGAGAAAGGACUAACCACUUGGGUUGGUGGAUGGGUUUGUAAAACUGGGGGGGUGGGGGGGAUUUCUGACAUUUUUGUUCAGAAAACUUAGUUCUCAUAUUUGUGGAUGGAUGGGUGGGCAAUGUUGGACUGGGGACCUCGGGUGGGUGUGAAACAUGGUUUCUGUUGGCACUGAGGAAGGGGUGUCUUCUCCUGAGGCCAUUUAGCAAGUGUUUGUUACAUAUGCAGCAACCACCAUUGUUUAUGGACACUGUUGUGACAGUAACUGCUCAAGGAUGGGUCAUUUUGGGUCUGGGUUCAGCCCAUGAGUGGGGCUUCUGUUGAGGUGGAGCCACAGCUGCCUCUUUGUGGAAUGUCCUUAUUUUGUUCCCUGCCCGUCCUCCCACUCCCCCAACAUAACCAGUCUCUGUCUCUUACUCUUCUUUCUUCCUGUUAUCCCAGACUUCACUUCCCCCUACAUCUUAAGGAAAAAGUGACACUUUUUGUGACUUUUUACCAACUGCAUUUUCACUUUGCUCAGCUGUUGUGCAGGAAUGCACGACAGGAAAUGGAAGAGCAAUUAAUUUUUGCCUCACUUUUGUUCUUUACUAUUCUGUGGACCAAUUCCAGCAGGGGUUUUAAGUAAAGGGGAAGGGACUGAGGGCAGAUAAGGAUGGGAACACAAACUGUAAUUUGUUUUAUUUGACUUUUUAAGAUCAUGAAAUACAAAUGUGCUGGAGACAAAGCAGUGGCACUGGCUGUUGCACUCACCAGGAUGGCUUGCGAUUUCUCUCAGGAUGACAAACAGCUGGAGGGGCCCAAUGAUUGAAUGUGUUUGGCUGUCAUUGGCUGCCCCCUCUCCAGUCAGAUAGAUGAGCUUCAGUGGAGUGGGCAGGACAUCUUCAGAUGGAGGUUAUAGGAAGUUUUUGAAAGUUUAAGACAUUGUGGAGAUCAUGUAGGGUGGGAUUUUAUGUUGCCCUGAAGUGCAGAUCUAUUUUUAUUUGACUUGGGAGUCAAAAUUACUCUUCAAAUUUAGUGCAAAUGUAUUUUGCCUAUUAGAAAUAAGAACCUACGGUCUGCAAGACCAUUAUCUUAAUUCUUCUGCCUUUGUCUCUGUAUGAAUGUACACAAACAUGAGAUUGCAGAGCAACAGGACCAUGUGUUGGAACCAAAAGAGAAGCCCUAAAUCAAGCACAAAGUUAGACAGAAACCUUUUAAAUGAUCCUUAAAGUUGAAGGUCUGUUCUUUCGGGCAACAAACAUGCAGGGAGCUGGCUGUAUUAGAUCAUAUACUACUUCCUCUGUUUUAGUGGAACAAAUGGAUAAAAAAAUGGUGAAUGUGGUGCUUUAGAAAAUCUUAAACACACAGGAUCAUACACAAACGAACCCCAAUGCCCUUUGACUCAGCCUACACAAUGUCAGUGCUCAUAUCACUGUAUUCAACAUAAAACACACACACACUCCAGUUAUUUCUGAUGACCGUAUUCUCCUCCCCACAGCCAUACACCUACAAUCACCAUCUUAGUAUGUUUCAUGCCCCUCUUGUGUUCUUGUCUCAAAUUUUGCAAUAUUUGUGUGUACAGCAGUAUUUUAAUAAAGAAUACGAAAACUGA